UGAUGUCGUACCUGAAAGUUAUGAUCAUAUGGAACAUAUUUUGCUUAUCCCUGGUGGUCCUUUCACUGUCAUUGAUUCCAGAAGUGUCUUCUCAAGAUGAAUCGAGCUGUACAGGGAGAUGUGGGGCAGGGUAUUCUAGAGAGCAUGACUGCCAGUGUGAUUUUAACUGUCACCACUACAUGGAGUGCUGCCCUGACUUCAGGAAAGUCUGCACAGUGGCCAUCUCCUGCGAGGGACGCUGCUUUGAAUCCUUCGAGAGGGGAAGGGAGUGUGACUGCGAUGCUGACUGCGAGCGAUAUGGCAAAUGCUGCCCAGACUACGCCAAGCAUUGUAAAGAGGCACACACAGAAAAACCAACCCCAGAGACUCCUCCAGAAAACAAAUCUAAAAGGUCCUCCACAGAUGAGGAAGAGUCACCAGAAGAAGCUGUGGAAGAUCCUGAAAUCCAACUGACCACUCCUGCUCCAACUACAGAACCUGCAGAGACAACCCUUGAAGCCACGGAGGCAUCAACUACCACAGAUGACACUCCCCAAACCCCAGAGCUGGAGGAUCCAACCCCUGAGGCCACAGAGGAACCAGCGACUGAAGCUGAACCUCCCACUCCAGAAGUGGCAGAAGAUGUGACCCCUGAUGCCACAGAGGAACCACUGACUGAAGUGGACCCCACAGACCUCCCAACACAGGAUCCAACCCCUGACGCCACCGAGGUACCAGCAACUGACUCUGAGCCUCCCACCACCCCUCCACCAGAGGAGACAACCCCUCCACCAGAGGAAACAACGCCAGAGGAGACAACCCCUCCCACACCAGAGGAGACAAGCCCAGAGGAGCCGACCACCCCCACACCAGAGGAAACAACCCCUCCACCAGAGGAAACAACUCCAGAGGAGACCACCCCUCCACCAGAGGAGACAACCCCUCCACCAGAGGAAACAACCCCAGAGGAGCUGACCACCCCACCACCAGAGGAGACAACCCCUCCACCAGAGGAAACAACCCCAGAGGAGCCAACCACCCCACUACCAGAGGAGACAACCCCAGAGGAGCCGACCACCCCCACACCAGAGGAGACAACCCCUCCACCAGAGGAGACAACUCCAGAGGAGCCGACCACCCCUCCACCAGAGGAGACAACCCCUCCACCAGAGGAGACAACCCCUCCACCAGAGGAGACAACCCCAGAGGAGCCAACCACCCCUCCACCAGAGGAGAUAACCCCAGAGGAGCCGACCACCCCCACACCAGAGGAGACAACCCCUCCACCAGAAGAAACCACUCCACCAGAGGAGACAACCCCUCCACCAGAGGAGACAACCCCUCCACCAGAGGAAACAACCCCAGAGGAGACAACCCCACCACCAGAGGAAACAACUCCAGAGGAGACAACCCCUCCACCAGAGGAGACAACCCCUCCACCAGAGGAGACAACCCCUCCACCAGAGGAGACAACCCCAAAGGAGCUGACCACCCCCACACCAGAGGAGACAACUCCAGAGCAGCCUACAACCCCUACACCAGAGGAAACAACCCCAGAGGAGCCCACAACCCCUAAACCAGAAGAGACAACAUCAGAGGAGCCGACCACCCCUCCACCAGAGGAGAUAACCCCAGAGGAGCCCACAACUCCCACACCAGACAAGACAACUCCAGAGGAGCCAACCACCUCUAUACCUGAGGAGACAACCCCAGAGGAGCCAAUAACCCCUAAACCAGAAGAGACAACCUCAGAGGAGCCAACCACCCCUAUACCAGAGAAGACAACCCCAGAGCAGCCAACGACUCCCACACCUGAGGAGCCCACAACCCCUAAACAAGAGGAGACAGCCUCAGAGGAGCCAACAACCCCUAAACCCGAAGAGACAUCAUCCAAGGAGCUGAUCAUCCCCACACCAGAGGAGACAACUCCUGAAGAGCCAGCGACUUUAGCAGACUCUCCCACCACCACUAACCCUAAAGAGACAACCCCAGAAGAGCCAACAACCCCCAAACCUGAGGAGACAACUCCAGAAAAGCCUUCAACCAAGGCAGACUCUCCCACCACCCCAAAACCUGAAGAAACAACCCCAGAGGAGCCAACAACCCCCAAACCAGAGGGGACUACCCCAGAGGAGCCAACAACCAAGGCAAACUCUCCAACUACCCCCAAAUCCAAAGAAACAACCACAGAAAAAACUACAACCAAGCCAGACUCUCCUACCACCUUUAAAGAAGAAGAUUCUGACUCUCCGACCAGCCCUGCAGCACUUGAUGCCUAUACCACUGCCAGUAAAGCCACAGCUUCUCCAGACAAUGCUGCAGCCACAACAGCUGGGAAGGACUCCCCCACACCUGAGGCAGGCACAAUACUUACAGAUGCCACAGUGGAGAACAAGGAGAUGACAACACCAAAGAAAGACAGAACUACUCUGCUUAAAGACAUUUUUACAGCUGCAACUGGGAAAGACACAGUUACAGUAGCUAUGGUGACAACAGCUAAACCAGAUUCUCCUAAAGGUAUGGAUGACAUUCCAGACACAUCUCCUAUGGCCAAGCAACCUGUCACUGCAGCAGCUGAAUCAGAAACAACUUCUAUAGACACCAAGACUGCAACAACAGCAGCCACAGCUCCCUUUUCCAGUCCCAGUGUGCUGGUAACAACCAUUAAAGAAUAUUCAACUCCUCAACCCAGUGAGGCUGCAACACCAAAUGAAAAAGAGACAGCUACAGACACUGAGCAGGCUGGGCCAGCAGCACAUAAAGACAGCCCAGGUGCUACUUGUGUUAUUGUGGAGAUGACAACAACUGGUAAAAAAGAGGUAACAAACAUCAAAGAAGUGGGGACACCUGAAAAAGAAAUGGAAGAUGUCACUGAAAAGGCUCCUGGUAUUGACAAAGAAGAGGUAACUACAGUUACCAAAGAAACUACAACAAGAGAUAAAAAGGACACAAUAGAAGAAAUGUAUCUUGUGUCCAAUGGGACAUCCAAGCCAACAAUACAUUUCCAGGAAGUCACUGAUGCCAGAGAAGAGGCUCAUCCAACUGAACCUGAAACUCUGCCAGUGAAAGAAGAGCCCGAGAUAAACAAACCUUUAAUACAAGUUGGGGACCUGCCAAUGUUCCCUGGAGAAACACAAGAGAGGAAGAACGAGGAGAAGGACCUGUGCAGCGGCAAGCCAGCAGACGGCAUGGUGGCCCUGCCCAAUGGCACCCUGGCCGUCUUCCGAGGUCACUAUUAUUGGCUGCUGAACGGCCGGACCCCACCGACCACCAACCCCCGCCGGAUCAGCGACGGCUGGGGCAUCCCCUCGCCCAUCGACUCUGUCUUUUCCAGGUGUAACUGCGAUGGGAAAACCUUCUUCAUCAAGGGUCCCCUGUACUGGCGCUUCACUAAUGGUGUUAUGGAUAAAGGCUAUCCCAAACCUCUUGCAACUGGAUUUGCAGGGUUAAGUGGGAGAAUAGUAGCAACGCUCCCUGUGGCAAGAUACAACAACAGACCAGAAUCUGUUUAUUUUAUCAAAAGAGAUGGGAACAUGCAGCAGUACGUGUACAGACAAGAACCAGCCAAGAAGUGUCAAAGACGAGCUCGUGUCACCAUCAGAUAUCCAGCCUUUGUUCCCAGACUUGUCAUCCGGCGACGCUUCCAGCGUGCUGUGCAAAUGCCAACCAUCAUCCGCACUGUCAGGAUCAACCCCCACCCCUCUGGAGCUCUGCGCAAGGAAAUCCAAAUGACAACAUACUGGAGAGGGCUCCCCAAAGUUAUCCACUCAACUCUCUCUGUGCCCAACCAGAACAAGCCCGAUGGCUACGAUUACUACGCCUUCUCUUACAAUCGGUACUACAGUUUGGAUAUUGGCAAAAGAAUAGCACGACCUGUUACUGCUCUCACAGGAAAAACUGUAUCCAAAGACUGGUACAACUGUCCCAGCAAGUGAUGCGCAGCAGGGGAGUUUAAAACAAGAUGCCAUUUGAAUGUCAAUGUUUUUUCUAAUUUUAUUAAUAAAAGACAUUGAAAUGUGUGCACACAA
Molecule: messenger RNA, 4007 nt
Organism: Cyanistes caeruleus (blue tit)
Lineage: Eukaryota; Metazoa; Chordata; Aves; Passeriformes; Paridae
Source: RefSeq, a predicted model, not a curated record